AUGGAGAGCCCAAACGGAGAGGAGGAGGAAGAAGAGUUCAGAGGAGAGGGACGAAGGCAGGCCUUGCUAGUGUCUUGGCCCCCGGGGGCCCGGCAGCCAUUGCAGGGAGGCCAAAGCCCUGAUGGUCUCACUUCUGUGUGGAUCCAUUCACGUUCCCUUUUCUCUUCCUUCCUAGGUUUCCAGCCAUUAUCUGAUUUGUCUUCCUACGAAAUUGUGGUCCCCAGGAGGAUAACGAGAGAGCGCCGUGAUCUGCCCAAAACCUCACAGGACACAUUUUCCUACGUGAUCGCCAUCGAAGGAAAGGACCAUACGCUGGUCCUAGAAAGAAACAGAGCGCUUAUGCCAAAAGACUUCACAUUGUACACCUACAAGAAGGAUGGAACGCUGCAUACGGAAAAGCCAAGGGUUGGGGAGCAUUGCCACUAUCACGGCCACGUAGAAGGAACAUCCUACUCCCUGGUGGCUGUCAGCAUUUGUUUUGGACUCAGGGGCAUGAUCCAAAUCGAGAACGUCACCUUUGGAGUCGAGCCCAUCGAUAAGGACAGGCACCUGGUCUACCCACUGAGCAGUGUGAAGGCCCCUUCCUCAUCCUGCGGGGUCAGUUCCUUGAGCCACAGCUGCAAGAGCCCAGCAAUGCUUCAUCCCAUUGGCGGCGGGACUCCGCACCUGAGAAACAAAAGGGGCCUCCUCCUGCAGACGAGAUACGUGGAGCUCUUCAUCGUUGUGGACAAGGAAAGGUACAUGCUGUUAGGUGAGAACAAAACUGCCAUCAGAGAAGAAAUGAUGCAUUUGGCCAACUACCUGGAUGGCAUGUAUGCUACGCUGAACAUCCGCAUUGUGUUGGUCGGCUUGGAGAUCUGGACUUUUCAGAACAAGAUCAGCCUCGAAGGAGGUGCCGCCGACGUUCUUGCCAACUUCGUGCAAUGGCGAGAGCGGGAUCUCAUCUUGCGCAGGCGGCAUGACAGUGCACAGCUUGUAAUGACAAAAGGAUUUGGCGACGUUGCAGGAAUGGCCUACGUGGGAACGAUUUGUUCCAAGAGCAACGCCGGAGGGAUUAACGUGUUUGGCCCCAUCAGUGUCCAGAUGUUUGCCUCCAUUGUGGCUCACGAGCUCGGCCACAACCUGGGAAUGAACCACGAUGAUGAACGGCACUGCCACUGCCCGACGGAUAACUGCAUCAUGAAAUCAAAAGCAUCAGGAGCCAGGAACUUCAGCAGCUGCAGCGAGGAAGACUUUGAGAAGCUCACCCUGAACAAGGGGGGAAGUUGCCUUCUCAAUAUCCCCAGACCGGAGGAAACCUAUAGUAUCCCCUACUGUGGCAACAAAUUGGUGGACGCAGGAGAGGAGUGCGACUGUGGCUCCCCAGAGGAAUGUAAAACGGAUCCUUGCUGUGAACCUGGAACGUGCAAACUGCGCCCAGGGGCUGAGUGUGGUUACGGAGACUGCUGUCGCAAUUGUCACUACAUGACCAAGGCCACGGAAUGCCGCGAGAAGUCCAGCGAAUGUGACCUUCCGGAAUACUGCAAUGGCACGUCGGCAUUCUGCCCGCAAGACGUCACCAUUCAGAACGGCCACCCUUGCAAAAAGGGAGAAGCCUAUUGCUACAACGGGGUGUGCCAGUACUACGAGGCGCAAUGCCAGGCUAUCUUUGGCCCAAAGGCAAAAGCUGCUCCGGAGAUUUGCUUUUCUGCUGUGAAUUCCAAAGGAGACAGAUUUGGAAACUGCGGCUAUCACAACUAUGACUACAAGAAGUGCUCGAGCUCGAACUCUAUGUGUGGAAAGCUGCAAUGUGAGAAUGUGAAAACGCUUCCGGUGUUUGGCAUCGAACCUGCGUUCAUCCAGUCUCCGAUCAAAGGCAGCACUUGCUGGGGAGUGGACUUCCAGCUUGGCUCGGACGUCCCUGAUCCGGGGAUGGUGAACGAAGGCACCAAAUGCGCACCUGGGAAGAUAUGUAAGCACUAUCAGUGUGUUGACGUAGCAGUUCUGGGCUAUGACUGUGACAUAAGCAAUCAAUGCAAUGGCCAAGGGGUGUGCAACAGCAAUAAGAAUUGCCACUGCAACUCAGGGUGGGCCCCUCCCUUCUGUAAUGCCAAAGGAUAUGGUGGCAGCGUCGACAGCGGACCUCCGUAUAACGAUGAAGACACCACAACGAGGAACUGGCUGCUGGCCUUCUUCUUCCUGAUUCUCCCUCUAUUAUUGAGUGUCGUUUUCUGCUAUUUAAUGCGGAAUCGUUUGGGGUAUUCCUUAAGGCCACUAAUAGAGAGUUGUUGCGGAUGUUUCAGCAGAUCGCGUCACAGGAGGCAAGAGCCGGUUGGCUCUGAGUUCCCACCGAACGUGCCAUACCCGCCCAUGGAUACAUCAUCCCAAAUGAACAUGCAGACGAAGAGAUAUCCUGUGCCAUCUUACACAGCCAAUCAACAACCAUAUGGUGAACAUUUCUACUACGCACCUCCUCAUUCUUCUCCAAGAUCGGCGGCACUGCCCACCGAACAGCAUUACAUCCCAUCAAGGCCUCCCCCGCCGGCGAUGAAGCCUCCAAAAACUCAGGAACCCUUGAUCCCUUCUCGCCCUGCGCCUUUGCCGCCCAAAUAACUUCCCGUCUUCUGCCUUUCACGAGCUGCCCUCCUUGCUGGGACAAAGCUGCGUUGGUCUCGCAUCAAGCGGCCCUUGAAACCCUUCCUUUUCCCCCUCAGCACUGGAUAAGGAAAAAAAGCAAAGCAAAACAUAAAAGAAUUUUUUUUUUGCAAAACCAAGGAAUGUAAACUUAUCAAGCAAAAUACCUCUACCAAAGCUGCAGGAAGCGAAACCACCGAGGCUGUGAAAACUCUCUGUCCAAACUGCAGUGGGGUUGCGCUGCUGGAAAAGCAGAUCGGCCUCAAAUAUAGCAAUCUUUUGGACGUCG
Anolis sagrei ordinatus is the source of this 2902-nucleotide messenger RNA. Lineage: Eukaryota; Metazoa; Chordata; Lepidosauria; Squamata; Anolidae. The record is from RefSeq and is a predicted model, not a curated record.